Molecule: messenger RNA, 922 nt
Organism: Penaeus vannamei (Pacific white shrimp)
Lineage: Eukaryota; Metazoa; Arthropoda; Malacostraca; Decapoda; Penaeidae
Cellular component (GO): BLOC-1 complex
Source: RefSeq, a predicted model, not a curated record
CCGCAGUUGCACCCAUCCGAACACAGCGAGGUUUGUUUACACUCGAGUCAGCUGAUCACUCCCACUCCAAUCAGGUACCAGUACUUACAUUGCAGAGAAAUGAGUGGUGUACAAGGCAUCAUUGUAUGUGGAGAAGCCUCAGAAUCAGAAGAGGAGGAGGAAUUUUGUGCGGCAACGGCAAGAGGACACAAAGGUUUGACUCCGAAAUCAGGAGGAUCCACAGACACAAAGGGUCAGCUCAAGCCCCCUGAACCAAAGCACACACAAAAGCAACAGCGACCUCAACAACAGCAGAAGAAAGGCCACCAGUCUUUGUUGCACCAAAAAUUAUGGGAAGCAAACGCGUCGAUGGAAAAGAACAUUGCCAAAGCAAUAUGUGGACCUCUGACCACAGAAACCACUCGAAUAUCACGUUUGAUUGCCUCCCUGCCAGCUGCUCAGAAUUCAACUCUCAGUGCCCAUGCAGCACUCACAAACGCAGCAAGGAACCUCUCGAAUUCUCACUUUUUGUUGGCCUCUCUGAACUGUAAUCCUCUAGCCUCUCUCAAAGCCCCUUAAUUCCUUCUUGAUUGUUAUUUUUCCCUCAUUCUUUUUUGUUUUAGACUAGCUGUUUCCUUUGUUAGAUCUUUUUCUAUAUCUAGCUCUAUCUAGUUCAGGCUGAAUUUCUGUAAUUAGUCUAAUGUAAUUACUUACAUGUUUUAUUACUCUUUUCUAACAGAGGAUAAAGCAAAAACAUCCUUCACUACAAACUUUUUAUUUGUAUUUCAGUGAAUCUAUAUAAAGCCUUUUGCUUUUAGGAAUAAUGAGAUCUUGUUUCAGGAGGGUUUAUUUUUUACUCUCCUUUCCUUGCUUGGUCGAAAAAUCUGCCAAUGUCAGAUAUGCCUAUGUGAUAUUUAUGUACUCAAUAAAAAAAUAUUAUUAA